AUAAAUGAAGCAUGGAUGCCUGCAGAAAGCCCUUUCCAGACUCAGAGAGACGCUGCAGCUGAGAGGAGAGGACCGGUCACUGCUGCAACAAUCAUCAUCAUCAUCAUCAUCAUCAUCAUCAUGGCACCAGCUGGAGCAAAGAAGGGUAUUCUGGAGCGUCUGGAUGCAGGAGAAGUCGUCAUCGGGGACGGAGGCUUUGUCUUCGCCCUUGAAAAGAGAGGCUACGUGAAGGCAGGACCGUGGACACCUGAGGCUGCAGCCGAGCACCCUGAAGCAGUGCGGCAGCUGCACAGAGAGUUCCUGAGAGCUGGCUCCAAUGUCAUGCAGACAUUCACUUUCUACGCUAGCGAUGAUAAACUGGAGAACAGAGGCCACACUCAGACCUUCACUGGUCAGCAGAUAAACGAAGCGGCCUGUGACCUGGCCAGAGAGGUGGCCGAUGAGGGUGAUGCUCUGGUGGCCGGCGGAGUCUCUCAGACCCCCUCAUACCUCAGCUGCAAGAGCCAGGACGACGUCAAGGCCACCUUCAAGAAGCAGCUGGAUGUCUUCGUCAAGAAAAAUGUGGACUUCCUGAUUGCAGAGUACUUUGAGCACGUGGAGGAGGCAGAGUGGGCGGUCCAGGUCCUGAAGACCACCGGGAAGCCCGUGGCUGCAACACUGUGCAUCGGACCUGAAGGAGACCUGAACGGGGUCAGCCCUGGAGACUGUGCUGCCAGACUUGUCAAAGCUGGAGCUCAGAUUGUGGGCGUGAACUGCCACUUCGACCCCGACACCUCUGUGAAGACGGUGAAGAUGAUGAAGGAGGGGGUGGAGAAAGCCGGGCUGAAGGCUCACUACAUGUGCCAACCGCUUGCUUACCACACUCCUGACUGCAACUGCCAGGGCUUCAUCGACCUGCCCGAGUUCCCCUUCAGUCUGGAGCCGAGGAUCCUGACCAGGUGGGACAUGCAGAAAUACGCCCGGGACGCGUACGACGCCGGCAUUCGGUACAUCGGAGGCUGCUGUGGGUUCGAACCCUAUCAUGUGCGCGCUCUGGCCGAGGAGCUGGCGCCCGAGAGGGGCUUCCUGCCUGCGGGAUCCGACAAGCACGGCAACUGGGGCAGCGGCCUGGAGAUGCACACCAAGCCUUGGGUCAGAGCCAGAGCUCGUCGUGACUACUGGGAGAAGCUGAAGCCCGCCUCCGGCCGUCCUCUCUGCCCCUCCAUGUCCAUGCCUGACAGCUGGGGUGUCACCAAAGGCCACGCAGACCUGAUGCAGCAGAAGGAGGCCACCUCCCAGGAGCAGCUGAAGGCUCUCUUCGAUAAGGCCAACAAAGGCCAAUGAGCCUUGAGAGAAGCCUCGGGAGGGGGACGGCGUCUGCUCGCACUCGUCCACUUUUACAUACCAAAUAAAGAUCAACAUGCUGAACUUUCUUCCUCUCUCUCUUUAGGACCAUUUAUUCCUCGCUCAUGCUUCAUGUUAGCUUUCCAGACUUGAUAACAAUAACUGUCUGAUUUAGCGUGUUACUGUGACUUUAAGAGAACAGCUGUGAAUGCACACGAGCCUUAACACUCCACAUCUGUCUGCUGUUGUCUUGACAAAAAAAAAAAAA
Messenger RNA from Labrus bergylta (ballan wrasse), 1591 nucleotides. RefSeq names its product betaine-homocysteine methyltransferase (gene bhmt). Gene Ontology annotation, molecular function: zinc ion binding; betaine-homocysteine S-methyltransferase activity. The record is from RefSeq and is a predicted model, not a curated record. Gene Ontology annotation, cellular component: cytosol. NCBI's taxonomy places the organism in Eukaryota, Metazoa, Chordata, Actinopteri, Labriformes, Labridae. Gene Ontology annotation, biological process: L-methionine salvage.